This is a messenger RNA of Coccidioides immitis RS, 1212 nucleotides long. RefSeq lists its product as uncharacterized. The record is from RefSeq and is a predicted model, not a curated record. The coding region runs from base 1 to 1212 and encodes 403 amino acids. Gene Ontology annotation, molecular function: protein binding. The transcript has 2 exons. Lineage: Eukaryota; Fungi; Ascomycota; Eurotiomycetes; Onygenales; Onygenaceae.
AUGGAUGCCGUCGACAUGCGUGACGGAAUCCCUGAAGUCUUCUGCAUUACUGCUCCGUGUCGUCGCGAGCGAUUCGACUGGGAAGGCAAGAUCAGCACCGUCCUCUUCUAUGGUGACGCAUCUAGCCUCGUUUUCCUCCUUGCAAAGCCGUUUAUUUGGGAAGAAGAAGAUGAACCAGAAACAAUGAAUCUUGCACAAGAUGCGUCCGGACUUGGCGUUGAGCCCCAGGCCAUCGAAUACCAACCACGCUCUCCUAUCCUCGAAAUGCCACACGAAAUCUAUGGCUGCAUCUUCGAAACCCUGGAUGUACAAAGCAUCUUCAAUUUUGGUCUGACCUGCCAAGAGUUAUGGCCGGUUGCCAAAUAUUUCAUCAAAAGUCGAUUCAAGAAAGUCCUCGGCAUUUGGGCUGGCGUUCCACUCAUUUGUCCAGGCUGUGAUCACCCCAAGGGAGAAAACUCUUAUCCAACAGGUGUUCUCAGCAGCUCAGCUGAGGAAGAAUUGAAAAAGGGCCUGCGUGUCGGAGAGCCCGGUUUCUCCGGCCAGAUGUUUCACAUCCCCGGACAUGAGGAGAUCGUAAACAGAUACUACAAGACAAAUCUCUUCAGACUCGCCAUCAAAAGGUAUCGAAUGCUUCCUUUAGUCGAUGACGCAGUUCAAACCAUGAUUGAAGUCUCCGAAACGACUGGACCGUAUCGCCCGAAAGAUAUGUUCCGUAUCGUCAGACCAACGCCGGCGAUGUUCUAUCCACUAAACGAAAAAUGGAUUCUUCGCAAUCUGACGACGCGUCAGUUCGUUCGUGCCGAAGCAAUCGCCCUUAAGCCAGAGUACAUCCAAGGGCCCCUCAUUAAGAUUCUUGGGUUCGGUGAAGUAAUCAUCUCCAAGACCUGCUGGUCCGACCAUGGAGACACUUGGGUCAACUACCCUGUCAACAAGGGCCCGUGGGCCGGGCACUCCUUUGAUGUCGUCCCACUCUCCAAGCUUAAGGAUGGCGGAAUCUGGGAAGACAUCAGCCUUAACAUCGCAGCCGAACUAAGGAGGAUGUGCCGCCUUCAGUAUGGGGACGAUUGGUUUGAAAAACUCAUUCACAGAUUCGAGCGUAAGUGCAUGGAUCCUUGGGGCCGCUGGAGGGAGGAAACUUUGUGGGAGACCUUUCAGCGCCAGGCAAAACAGAGCAGCCAAGGUUUCUUUGGCUUUUUUCGGAAGAAAAAUUGA